This is a messenger RNA of Nomia melanderi (Alkali bee), 4259 nucleotides long. The record is from RefSeq and is a predicted model, not a curated record. Lineage: Eukaryota; Metazoa; Arthropoda; Insecta; Hymenoptera; Halictidae.
GAUGAUAAAGUUUCUACUACAGGAGGAACACGGCAGUUUUACACACACAGAGCUUCGUCUUCUUUACGAAUGAUACUUUCGUCAUUUUCUUCGGGACACAGAUCAAAGAACAACCAACGAACAUUACGUAAAAUUAAUGUAAAUGAGUACAGUCGAAGGCAACGAACAACACCGUGAAACGAUGCAAGAUAUCUACCUUGUUACACUUGGUUGCUACGCGGUUGGGACGGAGUUGCGCGGAAGACGAAAAUGAAAGUGGGGCGCAGGAUGUCCGAGUGGGGAUGGCAGUUUGCGCGCGGCAGUGGUUGAGUUAGGGUUGUCGAAGUGUAUUUUUGUCCGUGGUGACAUAUUAACACGUUUGCUACCAGUGUUCAUAUAUAUUCACGUGUACCAGGAUCUCGUGUUUCAGUGAAAGCGAAUAGAAAUGAGUCUCGUGCAUUUGAUCUCGAGUCGCCGCGUAUAGGGUAACGUUUAGUAGCUCGGCGGCUCUCUCUCGUCGGAUCCCUCAGAUCCUUGGCGAAAAUGACGCGCCGAAUUGAAUGAAAUUCACCGUCAACAUGAAGGCAGUAACAGAGUUAAGUAUUGGUAGCGAUCGUGUUAAUAUCUGGUUCUAGUGAUGGAAUUUUUAUGAAGCAUCGUAAUUGACCGUACACGCGACGCGAUAUCCGUUCACCGUGCAAGAAGACAACGAGCAGGGUAUAUGCGUGAUCAUGGGAAUCCUGAAGGACCUUGGCCGUUGUCGGCCCUCCAAUUUCCUGGAGACCAGUGGUGUCAGUGACACCAGAGAAUAAUAGGAGCUGCUAACUUUAAGAAGCACAGUAGAGUUGGCUUAGGCCAACCUUGGUGGACGAGGCGAAAUGGCAACAAUAGAUGGCCGACCGGCCCAAUAUGGUAUCAGUCUUAAGCAACUUCGUGAGCUUAUGGAGCUCCGAGGACGUGAAGGUGUCAAUAAAAUCAAUAGCUAUGGUGGUGUGCAGGAGAUUUGUAAAAAACUAUAUACUUCACCCAGUGAAGGUCUCAGUGGAUCAGCAGCGGAUAUCCAACAUAGACGAGACACAUUUGGUUCGAAUCUAAUACCUCCAAAACCACCAAAAACGUUUCUACAGUUAGUGUGGGAGGCUUUGCAAGAUGUUACGUUAAUCAUCUUGGAAGUAGCAGCAUUGGUUUCGUUAGGUCUUAGCUUUUAUCAGCCAGCAGACGAAGAGGAAACACCUUCAAUCGAUGAGGAUGAAGCAAAGUAUGGUUGGAUAGAAGGACUUGCUAUAUUGAUUUCUGUGAUUGUGGUGGUAUUAGUAACAGCUUUCAAUGAUUAUUCGAAGGAAAGACAAUUUAGAGGCCUCCAAAGUCGAAUAGAAGGGGAACAUAAAUUCUCUGUUAUUCGGCAAGGGGAGGUGAAACAGAUAUCUGUGUCAGAUAUUGUUGUUGGUGACAUAUGUCAGAUAAAGUAUGGAGACUUGCUGCCAGCAGACGGUAUCCUUAUACAAAGUAACGAUCUGAAAGUGGAUGAAUCUAGUUUAACCGGAGAAUCGGACCAUGUUAAAAAAGGAGAAUCGUUCGAUCCGAUGGUACUCUCUGGUACUCACGUAAUGGAGGGCUCUGGAAAAAUGUUAGUAACCGCGGUAGGCGUUAAUUCACAGGCUGGUAUUAUCUUUACUUUGUUGGGUGCUGCCGUUGAUCAUCAAGAGCAAGAAAUCAAGAAAAUGAAGAAAGGAGACGAAGCCGCUGAGAUCACCGGGAACAGCCACGUGAGCAGCGGAGGAGGGAAACCGGAGUCCGGAGAGAAUCACCAGCCUGCCAGCGGCGGCGGCGGCGGAGGUGGUGAAACGAAGAAAGAGAAGAGCGUUCUCCAAGCCAAGCUAACUAAACUCGCCAUACAAAUCGGUUAUGCCGGCUCGACCAUAGCAGUGCUUACCGUUGUCAUUCUCGUCAUUCAGUUCUGCGUGACGACGUUCGUUAUAGAGGGGAAACCUUGGAAGAAUACGUACGCCGGUGAUUUGGUGCGGCAUUUGAUCAUUGGUGUGACAGUACUGGUAGUCGCCGUUCCCGAAGGUCUUCCUCUAGCAGUCACGUUGUCUCUCGCUUAUUCCGUUAAGAAAAUGAUGAAAGACAACAACCUGGUGCGUCACUUGGACGCCUGCGAAACGAUGGGCAACGCAACGGCGAUCUGUUCAGACAAGACUGGCACCCUGACAACCAACCGGAUGACCGUCGUCCAGUCGUACAUAUGCGAGAAGAUGAGCAAAACGAUCCCGAAGUUCUCGGAUAUUCCGAGUCACAUCGGAAACCUGAUCGUCCAAGCGAUCUCCGUGAAUUCGGCGUACACAUCCAGAAUAAUGCCCGCGCAAGACCCUACAGAGUUGCCGCUUCAGGUCGGCAAUAAAACCGAAUGUGCCUUACUUGGAUUCGUAGUAGCCCUGGGCAUGAACUAUCAAACGGUACGGGACGAUCAACCGGAGGAAACCUUCACGCGGGUGUACACGUUCAAUAGCGUUAGGAAGAGCAUGUCCACUGUUAUACCGAGAAAAGACGGUGGAUAUAGGCUCUUCACCAAGGGCGCUUCCGAGAUCAUCAUGAAGAAAUGUGCCUUUAUAUAUGGUCGCGAAGGUCAUUUGGAGAAAUUUACCAAAGAGAUGCAGGAGCGUCUGGUAAAGAAUGUAAUCGAGCCAAUGGCGUGCGACGGGCUUCGUACCAUCUCCAUUGCUUACCGCGACUUCGUUCCUGGCAAGGCAGAGAUCAAUCAAGUUCACAUCGACAACGAUCCGAAUUGGGACGACGAGGAGAAUACGGUGAACAACCUGACGUGUCUGUGCAUCGUCGGCAUCGAGGACCCGGUGCGGCCCGAGGUGCCGGACGCGAUCCGGAAGUGUCAGAAGGCCGGCAUCACCGUCAGGAUGGUGACGGGCGACAACAUAAACACGGCGAGGUCGAUCGCCCUGAAGUGCGGGAUCCUGAAGCCGAACGAGGACUUCCUGAUCCUCGAGGGGAAGGACUUCAACAGGAGGAUCAGGGACAGCAACGGGGAGGUGCAGCAACACCUGUUGGACAAAGUGUGGCCGAAGCUGAGGGUGCUGGCCAGAUCGUCGCCCACGGACAAGUACACACUGGUCAAAGGGAUAAUCGACAGUAAAGCGACCGUGAGCCGGGAGGUGGUCGCCGUCACCGGCGACGGUACCAACGACGGACCCGCGCUGAAGAAGGCGGACGUCGGUUUCGCGAUGGGCAUCGCCGGCACCGACGUCGCCAAGGAAGCUUCCGAUAUCAUUUUAACGGACGAUAAUUUCUCCUCGAUCGUGAAGGCGGUUAUGUGGGGUAGAAACGUCUACGAUAGUAUAGCGAAGUUCUUGCAGUUUCAGCUGACGGUGAACGUCGUCGCUGUUAUAGUUGCUUUUAUCGGGGCGUGCGCCGUGCAAGACUCGCCCCUUAAAGCGGUGCAGAUGUUGUGGGUGAACUUAAUCAUGGACACGUUAGCGUCCCUCGCACUGGCCACCGAACUGCCUACGCCCGAUCUCCUCCUCCGCAGACCGUACGGUCGCACGAAACCGCUCAUCUCCAGGACAAUGAUGAAGAACAUCCUUGGUCAAGCCGUCUAUCAGCUGUCCGUUAUUUUUAUGCUUCUUUUCGUUGGUGACAAGAUGCUAGACAUCGAAACUGGCCGAGGGGUAGCGCAGGCUGGUGGUGGUCCAACGCAGCACUUCACCGUCAUCUUCAACACGUUCGUCAUGAUGACUCUGUUCAACGAAUUCAACGCCAGAAAGAUCCAUGGUCAGCGUAAUGUCUUCCAAGGAAUAUUCACCAACCCCAUCUUUUAUUCUAUCUGGAUUGGCACGUGUCUAUCGCAGGUAAUUAUCAUACAGUAUGGUAAAAUGGCGUUCAGCACGAAAGCUCUCACUUUAGAACAAUGGAUGUGGUGCCUGUUCUUCGGAGUCGGUACUCUAUUGUGGGGCCAAGUAAUUACGACUAUUCCUACACGCAAGAUUCCUAAAAUCCUUUCAUGGGGCCGCGGCCAGCCGGAUGAUAUCGGUGCGAUCAAUCUCGGAGAUGAGAAAUUCGACCCUGACUCGGAUAAAAAGCCUCGCAAGGGACAAAUUCUAUGGCUCCGUGGUCUAACACGACUACAGACACAGACGAGCAAUAGAACUCUGGUGCAGAAUGUAUCUGUGACAGGCAGAUCCCCCUCUCAGGAUUACUAUAUGGUUAGUCCGCAACUCCAAUCUCCGCACUGUUUGACCGUUCUUAAAUAUUAAUUCUUGAUUUUUUUA